This is a messenger RNA of Leucoraja erinaceus (little skate), 661 nucleotides long. It is a transcript of the gene chrac1, whose product is annotated as chromatin accessibility complex subunit 1. Bases 16 to 339 code for a protein of 107 amino acids. Gene Ontology annotation, cellular component: CHRAC; nucleus. The record is from RefSeq and is a predicted model, not a curated record. The transcript is spliced from 3 exons. Gene Ontology annotation, molecular function: protein heterodimerization activity. NCBI's taxonomy places the organism in Eukaryota, Metazoa, Chordata, Chondrichthyes, Rajiformes, Rajidae.
AACAGUUAAUAGUUGAUGAACAGUUCUGCUUUGUUCGGGGUUUUCUUCGGGAGAGAAUUAUUUGUGCAACAUCUUGCCACAUAUGCAUACAAGAGCAACAGUUCUGAAAAAAAGGAGCUCACCUACAAUGACCUAGCUGACUGUGUGGAGAACUGUGAAACAUUCCAGUUUCUAGCUGAUAUUUUACCAAAAAAGAUCUUGGCAAGUGAAUAUCUGAAGAUGCUCGAGGAAGAGAAAGAUGGAGUUGGUGGUGCUGAAGCGGAUGGUGAUAAUGAAAAUGAUGAAGAUGAUGAUGAUGAGGAGGAAGAGGAUGAAGAUGAAGAUGAAAACGAGUCCUAAGGAAUACCAUUUCACCAUACCAACUUGUUCAAGAUUGUAUAGAGCAAGAAGAAUUUAAAAAUAAUACAAUACUGUUGAGCAUUGAGCAAAUUUGCCGCAAGUUUACAUGUGCAUAAUUUCUAAAUUCCAUAAAAUUAGCCACUAUGAAGAGGAGAUGGGAAGUCUGUGGUUAGUGUUCAGUUUCUUCCGUUCAUUGAAGGGAAGAUGUCUUUUUCUGAAGAUUCUUUCUUGUUUGAUAUUAAUGACAAUGGCAAACAAUAUAAAAUGUAUAUAUGUGAUAUAUACUUUUGUAUAUUUGAAAAAUAAAUGUUACCCUCCAGAA